This is a messenger RNA of Chinchilla lanigera (long-tailed chinchilla), 4932 nucleotides long. RefSeq names its product MIS18 binding protein 1 (gene Mis18bp1). The transcript has 17 exons. The record is from RefSeq and is a predicted model, not a curated record. Bases 505 to 3897 code for a protein of 1130 amino acids. Lineage: Eukaryota; Metazoa; Chordata; Mammalia; Rodentia; Chinchillidae.
UUUCCCGCCGCAGAGCACUCUGGGAGGAGUGGCGGAACGCGGAACCGGCGCGCGCUCUGUAAAAACGGAAUGAGCUCCGCGGGUCGAGCUGCACCCCCUGCUCUUGGCCAGUCGGGGUGACAGACGCUCUAUGGGCACCUCGUUGUCCACGCGGAGCGAAAUCGCGCCCCAGGCUUCCUUGAGUCGCGGCGAGACGCGUGGUGACGCCAGGGCGGAGCGCGCCAAUCCCGAGCCGGCGGGAGGGCCGGCUCCUCAGAUUUGAAAUCCGGGCGCUGGUGUGAGGGGACCUCGCGACGCGCGGGGUGCGCUCGGGGCGGGCAGCUGUGGGGCUCGGGCGCCAGCUCGGGGUCGCCCGGCCGUCCUGUGAGAGUCGAGGCGGACAUCAGCGGUCACCUUGGGCCAGACCCUUCCCCCGAGGUUUCUCUGGGUCCUACUGAAGUUCUACCCUGAAAAUUGUGUUUGAAUUUUCUCUUAGAGGAAUUUUGUUGAUACUGGCUUAUCAAGAUGAUUGCAACACCUUUGAAACAUCCGGGAAUUCACUUAUCUUCAGAGGUAUCUUCUCAAAGAAGAAAUAUGCCCAUGGAUGCAGUCUUUUUUGACAGUAUUCCUGCAGGCACACUUACUCCUGUAAAAGAUUUGGUGAAAUAUCAGAAGUCUUCUUUAAAACUGAAAGACCGUAGAAAGAAUCAGUUUCUAGAAAUGACAACUUCUAACAAUAAAAAUGUGUUUCAAUCUACCAUGCUAACAGAGCCUGCCAUCUCUAAUAGUUAUCUUGAUAUCAGCGCUAUAAAACCCAGUAACAGUGGACUAAAAAAUGAAGCAGCCUAUGAAUCACCAGGAAGAGUAUUUCAGAGAAUGAAAGAAAAAGUACUGCGUGACAAACAAGAGCAAGCAGUUAGAAACAGUAGUAUGUUGGAACCACCAAACAGUGAAUACAAUAAACGCUUCACUCCUAACACAGAUGAGAAAAGACCACUGCAGCAUACCUUCCUAUGUGAAGAAAAGGAAAAUAACAGACCGCUCCAAUCAGCUCCUGUCCAAGAAGUUACUCGAGAGUCAUCACUUUUCCUUCCCUUCCAACAAAAGACUCAACACCAGCAGGAAAAGAAAGCACAGCUGCACAAUUUAACUUAUGAACUUCCAGCUGUGAACCAAGAACAUGAACAUGUUUUACCUGCAGGAGUCUCAAACAAAGGCUUAGCUAGAGCUCAGCUGACUCAACAGAUUCCUCACUCAAAAAAGAACAUAGUUGAAAUCCCCAAGUCCAAAAAGGACACAUUUGUUUUAGAAGAUGUUCAUUCUUCCUAUGAGAAAUUGCAAAAUACGGAUGUUGAAACUUCUAGUACUGAUGGUAUUCCUGUUAAAAGUAGUAGUCAGGAAAUAGUUUCUGAUAGUGAUAUGACAACAGGAGGUACUUCACAAGGGGAAAGUGUGGAACAAAACGAAAAAACAGUGUCCACAGAGACCAGUCUUCCCAAUCCCAUGGAAGAAACAUGUAAGAUUGUACUUGCCAGUCCAAGACUAUACUUAACAAUACCUCGGAGGUCAAAAAGAAAUAUUUCAAAGCUUUCUCCUCCAAGUUUAUUUCAAGCUAUUACAGAAGAAGUUAAAAAAAAUAAGGUAAUCCAGCUACAGGAAUGGAUGAUUAAAGUCAUCAAUGAUAACACCGCUAUAUGUGUAGAAGGAAAACUUACAGACAUGACGCAUGUAUACUGGCACAGUAAUGUAAUUGAGGAGCGGAUUAAGCACAAUGAAGUUAGGACUUUAUCAGGCAACAUUUAUAUAUUAAAAGGAUUGAUAGACCAGUUUUCCAUGAAAGAAGCAGGAUAUCCAUAUUAUCUCACAAGAAAAUUCAUGUUUGGAUUUCCCAAAAAUUGGAAAGAGUACAUUGCUGAUUUCCUAGAACAAUUAAGGGCUGAUGAAGGGAAAAGGAAAAAGACCAGAGAAAAACAGAAAACCAUGAGCUCUGUCCCUGCUCUGUCUGUGAAAAAUGGUGCAGAAAACCAAACAGAUGACCUUCAGACGACCAGCACCACUUACGGCCAUGAUUGUGGUAACUUUGAACUGAAAAGUAAUGAGCAAAGAGGGUUGCCUAGAACUACAAAAGUAAAUGUCAGCUCCAGUAAUUAUCAGAGUAAACCACCAGCGAUGCUCCCACAGGACCAAGUACACAAAACUGUUGUCAGUGUAGGAGGCGAUGACUUACCUAAUCAGGAAUUAAUUGGCAAAAGAGAGUGUAAAAAUAUGUCUUCAAAGAAACUCAAAAAUUGUGAAGGAAUAAAUGAAAGGAUAACUAAAAGUCAGAAACAAGUUAAAGGGGGAACUGAAGACUCAAAUGUAUCUAUUGAUAUUUUGACUUCACGGGAACACUUUGCUUUGGCUGAGGAAAGAAAAUACGUGACUAUCAAUCAGAAAGAAGCUUGUAUUUUAGUAACGCCGCUUAAAACUAGAAAGGGGAUAGAGAAAAGAUGCCUGAAGUAUAAUCUGUCCUAUAACAGCGCUAAAGCAACAACAGAUUUUCCAGUGCAAAAGCAUCAAGAAAAACAUGAGCCAGACUCAAAUGAAAGUCCCACCGAUAAGUCCGCAGGGGCUUUAGAAAGCACGUCUGAGUACAGUGUGGAUCAGAAAAGCAACAGCAAGGAAGACUGCACUGAACGUGACUUACUCACUGUCAACCAGAAAAUAAAAAUACCUAACUCCAGAAACAAACACAUGGGCGUUCAAGACUUCAAGAAAAAUAUCAGGCUGCCAUCAAAAUUGAAGAAAAUUGAAGAUCAAGCAGCUGUGCCGUUUUAUAACCGUCAGUCCUCAUCAGAUUUGUCAAGUGAAGAGAGUGAGACCGAAAAGGAAAUUAGAAGGAAAGCAAGAGUUAAGAGACUGAGAGCAAGAAAUAACAAAGAAACAGUUGCUCACCUGAGCAAAAGCCAAAAAAGCACCUCAAGGAAUGUCGUCGUGACUUCGGAAUCUGACACGGAGGAAAGUAAGACGGAGUAUCCCAGCAAACACAAGAAAGCCAGGUCUUCUGCUAAGGAAACGCUUCUGGGAUGCGGUGUCAGGCAUGAGUCUUCAGUUGAGCCAGCGGGAUCUGACAGAACUAGCAAGCAUUCCUUAGGAUGUUUAUCCGGCUCAAAUCAGGAUGAGGAAUGGGAUGAGAAAGAACUGCAGAAACUUCACUGUGCGUUUGCCUCUCUUCCAAAGCACAAACCUGGUUUCUGGUCCGAGGUAGCUCUGGUGGUAGGUUCUCGAACUGCUAAAGAAUGCCAGAAGAAAUACAUAGAAGAUUCUCAAGGAAAAGUAUCUCAGAAAAAUACCACCAAGAGAAAGCAAGCCACUGCCAAAGGCCAAGAUGGUGAGAGAGACAGUGCUAACAAGAUGAAGACCGUUCAGAUAACUGCCAAAGUGGGCACACUUAAAAGGAAGCAACAAAUGAGGGAUUUUCUGGAACAGAUGCCAAAAGAUGACCAUGACGAUUUUUUCAGUGCAACACCUUUGCGUAAUCAGAGAGUACUGUUGCCGAGUUUCUGGGAGAGUCAAAAUGGUGAUGACAUUCUGCCAGCUAUGAACAAAAAUCCAGCAACUCCAUCAUCGGUUAUUUUCCCACUGGCAAAAACUCCUCAGUGUCAGCACGUCAGUCCUGGCAUGCUAGCCUCUGUAAAAAGGAAUGACUGUGAUAAAUACGUUUCUCGUAUUCAAAAAAAUCAUAAAAGUAAUGGUGGCAUGGUCUGGGGCAACAUUAAGAAAAGAAAAGUUGACACUGUUUGUUCAAGCCCAGCAUCAAGAAAAACACUGUUUAACAGAGAUUUAGUAGAAAACUCUGGUAUUGGAAAACUUUUCACUGAUGCUAUAGAAUCUUUAGAUGAAGAAGAGAAAGAUUAUUAUUUUUCAAACUCUGAUUAGACAAAGAAGAGAAAGAUCAUUAUUUUUCAAACUCUUGAUUCUGCAUAGAAAAAUGUGAUUUCCAGGACUUUUACAAAAAGCACAUGGUGUAUUUGUAUCUACUUUAGAAAAUACUUAUGUAUUUUCUUUAUGAUGUAGGUUCAUAUGAAAAUGUGGAUUCCUUUAUCAAAGCUUUUAUGUUUGUUUGCAUGCAAAAUAUUCAUUGCUGCAGCUUACCAAACAUGUAAGGAAAACUGUUUCGUGUGACUAUUUGUAAACAUGGUUUAUAAUAUUAAAAUAUAUAUAGUUAACUCUUACAAGUAUCUAAGUCUGUUUGCUUUAAUAAAGUCAUGUCCUAAAUAAAUUUUUAAAUUUAAAAAAAAAUGUUGCUACUGUAAGGGACAUAGGGAAUGAAGGAAGGUCGGGUUGGUCGCUACUGCAUUCGUGAAAACUUAGCUUUGUCACCCCCAAGUAUUAAAGCCAUAUUUGAUCUAAUGUUUAAAUUACGUACUGUUGAAACUGACAUGCUUCUCUCUUGAUUGUUUUUCUUGAAAUUUGUGAUUGGGCUAUCAAAAUUAUGUAAAUUUAAUCUGUUACUUCAAUAGUUUAUUAAAUAGAACCAGAGAACAGAUUUCUGUUGCAUUUGGUAGCCUUUUACAUAUAUGAACAUAGUUUAAAUUUGGUCUCAAUAGUAAAACAGUUAGGCCAGGCAUGGUGGUAUACACCUGUAAUCACAAGUCUGAGGCCAGCCUGGGCUACAUAGUGAGUUCAAGGCCAAUCUGAACUACGGAAGUGAGACCCUGUCUUAAAAGUCUAAAAAUACAAAAAAAGAUUAGACAUUCAGUUAAUAGAUUCACUAUUAUAAGGAAUCAAGUUAAUGUUAUAGUAAAUGCCCUUUUUCUUUCACUGAGAGCUCCUUUACAAAUAAACUUUUAGCUUAUUCUACCAAUUAUGUUUUUAAAAUUUGACAUAAAAUAUUCUCUCUCUGGUUCUAGUACAUAUUCAUCUACCCUCUCUCUCUAGUUAGAUUGUUCAAAUAAAGUUAGUUUGCUUUUA